AUGAGUUUUGAGGAAGAAAUACUUGAACCGACGUUAGAAAAUAUAAUUGAGCAGCGGUCGCUGAAAUGGAUCUUUGUUGGGGGAAAAGGAGGCGUAGGAAAAACGACAACAUCAUGUUCACUUGCUAUUCAGUUAUCAAGAGUACGUGAAUCGGUUCUUUUGAUCUCAACGGACCCGGCACAUAAUUUGUCAGAUGCAUUUGGACAAAAAUUUGGAAAAGAAGCAUGUAAAGUGAAUGGAUUUGAGAAUCUUUUUGCAAUGGAAAUUGAUCCGACGUCAUCGAUCCAGGAGAUGAUUGAGCAAUCAGAGAUACAGACAAACGGACCGAUGUCAGGGAUGAUGCAAGAUCUGGCGUUUUCUAUUCCGGGGGUGGAUGAGGCAAUGGGGUUUGCGGAGAUUAUGAAACAGGUGAAGUCGAUGGAGUAUUCUGUAUGUGUUUUCGAUACGGCGCCUACAGGGCAUACGUUACGUUUCCUGUCAUUUCCUACGGUUCUUGAGAAAGCACUUACGAAGAUUUCGGGUCUUGGUUCACGAUUUGGGCCUAUGUUUAGCCAGAUGAGCAGUAUUAUAGGGCUUAAUACUAACCAGGAUGAAAUGUUUAAGAAGCUUGAUCAGAUGAGAGCAACGAUUACAGAAGUGAACAAUCAGUUUAAGGAUGCAGAACUUACUACAUUUGUUUCUGUGUGUAUAAGUGAGUUUCUAAGUUUAUAUGAAAUGGAACGUAUGAUUCAAGAAUUAACAGCAUACGAGAUUGAUACACAUAAUAUUGUUGUGAACCAGCUUUUGUUAAAUGUCAAAGGUUCUGACUGUCAGCAAUGCCUUUCACGCCACAGAAUGCAGCAAAAAUAUCUGGAUCAAAUUGUAGAGCUUUAUGAGGAUUUCCAUAUAAUCAAACUUCCUCAAGUAUCUACAGAAGUCAGAGGUGUUGAAGCUCUUAAAAAGUUUUCAGAAAUGCUUAUUAAGCCGUAUCAAAUCAUUUCCUAA
Messenger RNA from Pneumocystis jirovecii RU7, 984 nucleotides. Its product is annotated as ATPase GET3. The transcript has 6 exons. Gene Ontology annotation, cellular component: GET complex. The coding region runs from base 1 to 984 and encodes 327 amino acids. The record is from RefSeq and is a predicted model, not a curated record. Gene Ontology annotation, biological process: post-translational protein targeting to endoplasmic reticulum membrane. Gene Ontology annotation, molecular function: ATP binding; ATP hydrolysis activity. Lineage: Eukaryota; Fungi; Ascomycota; Pneumocystomycetes; Pneumocystales; Pneumocystaceae.